CCUCCUCAAAUUCAGUCGAUUUCCUAUACAUCAAGGAUGUUCUCUUUAUAGCCGCGUCGUGCACACAAUGCUUCUUCAUAGCAAGCUAAUUGAUGUUGUUGUUGUUGUUUGCCGAUAUUCCAGCUGUCCAACCUAUCGUCAUCUGUCUGCAUGUCGAUUUUGCUAACCCUUUAGUUACGCCAAAUAGUCAAAUGAUCUGCUAUAAUCGGUUGAGUGGUCCUUCAAUGUUCCAUUGCUCUAUAUUCGAAAUGUGUGUUUGAACGCUUCCCAAAGAUCCUAGUGGUCCGUCAGCUGGUUUCUAUCACCGUCAGCUGCGAAUGCCUCUCUGUCAGUUUUCUAGAGCUACGGAACAAAGCGAAUUUACUACUAUACGUGCAGCACGAUGUAACAACUUGCAACGUAGCCGGAUGUACCGUGCAAGUGAAAUAGAAGGAGCUACGUCGGUAGACGUCGUCACUCAUAAGGUACCGCGGAACAGUGGUUGUAGUUCGGAAGAAGCGGCAAGCCAGGGACUUCUAGCCCCGUUCUUUUUCCACUGCAAUGUAUGCCCGUUACGUUUUAACUCGAUUCAGUUUCUAAAGCGGCAUAAAGCAAAGGUUCAUGGCGAAGCCCAGGUUCCAUACAAAUGUCCGCGGUGCGUCUUCUCCUGUCACGAUUACGCUUACUUCAGCGGCAGAAACAGCUCGCUGUAUAAACCUUGUAUUCGGCGAAGAUCCAGACCCGCUGCAAAGUGGAUAACGAAGAGUUGAGAGCUAUCGUGAAAACCUAUCUAUUUCAAAAUUCAUAUGUAUUAGUACUCAGAUCUAGCGAAUGUAAAAACGUUAUACCUAGGUUGAACUCGGUCAAAUUAAUAGAUUAAAAAAAAAAUUGGGAAAAUGGGUGCCGCAUGACUUGAGCGAGGAUCAACAACAGAUAUGAAGAAGAUCAGAUCAAAUAGAUGCUUCCAUUUUUUUGCCCUCACGUUAUAGCAAUCAUCUAUUCUUGCAAUAGAUAACAAUAGAUACAAAGCCACAACACAGUUAUGGCUUACAAUUAAAAAUAUAUCCUCUACGAUGUAUGCAACAUUAGCGGCGGUAUCUCGCACUAAAGCAUACGUACAGCUUUGAAAGAUUUUGGUAUUUGUUAAGUAAUUUAUUUAUUACAGUUUUACGGCUGAAUUGCACUAUCAACAAUAAGAGGAGGUUAUAAAAAAAAAAAGCUACGCAUUAAAUAGCUAGAAUUAGUGAACGGAAAUAAAUCGCUUGUGUUACUGAACUGUACAAUUUUUUUCAAACUCUAGACAUAUUUUGAAUAAGAAAAUUCUAUUCUUGCCAUGUCGAUAUGCCAUGCUAUAUAUAUGAUGUCAUGCUCUCUAAGAUAUCGUAAAGCCUUAUGCCCCGGACUCUUGCAAUAGUGCAAUAGCUUAGUUCAAAUCCAAAGGGCAGACGGUCAU
Messenger RNA from Varroa destructor (honeybee mite), 1432 nucleotides. RefSeq names its product zinc finger X-chromosomal protein-like. Lineage: Eukaryota; Metazoa; Arthropoda; Arachnida; Mesostigmata; Varroidae. The record is from RefSeq and is a predicted model, not a curated record.